Plectropomus leopardus (leopard coralgrouper) is the source of this 4259-nucleotide messenger RNA. It is a transcript of the gene slc36a1, whose product is annotated as solute carrier family 36 member 1. Lineage: Eukaryota; Metazoa; Chordata; Actinopteri; Perciformes; Serranidae. Gene Ontology annotation, cellular component: vacuolar membrane. Gene Ontology annotation, biological process: glycine transport; proton transmembrane transport; L-alanine transport. The record is from RefSeq and is a predicted model, not a curated record. Gene Ontology annotation, molecular function: amino acid:proton symporter activity; L-proline transmembrane transporter activity; glycine transmembrane transporter activity.
UCUCGCGGACGCGGCGCUGAACAGCAGCAGAGCCGCCGACUGUCCGGCGUUCAAUCACGGCUCCGUCUCCCCCGCUGAAUUCAACCAGACAUGACGGCUUUUAGAGGGAAAUAAACGGUCCGCGGAGGCGUUAACGUCUGCUACAGCCGGGCCUGAGACCGAGAGAGGACAGAAAACAACCCCGAGCAGGUAGCCGUCAAUGCUGCACUCCCUGAUCUCCCAGCAUUAGGAUCUGCGAGGCUGCGAGCGACGACGCCCAGCCGCCCACCAAACCACCAACAUGAUGGCCUCCAGCGACGUAGACACCCGAGGUGAAGGCUCCUUGUUCUCUGAAAAUCCCUCUGAAAUGGACGCACUCUGUCCCUCACCUCCUGGACCCUCCAGACCCCAGCGUAACUAUGAGAGGAUAGGAGGACGGCAAGGAACGUCUUUUUGUCAGACUCUUAUCCACCUCCUGAAAGGGAACAUCGGUACGGGGCUGCUGGGGCUACCUCUGGCUGUAAAGAACGCAGGUCUGGUGCUCGGACCCGUUAGCCUGCUGUGUAUGGGCUGCAUAGCGAUCCACUGUAUGAGGCUGCUGGUGAAAUGUUCCCACCACCUCAGCGCAAAGAUGAGCCGGCCAUCUCUGAACUACGGCGAGGCGAUGCAGUACGGGAUGGAGAACGUGUCGUGGCUGAGGAGACACUCACUGUGGGGAAAACGGACGGUGAACGUGUUUCUAAUCAUCACUCAGCUCGGCUUCUGCUGCGUCUACUUCGUCUUCCUCAGCGACAAUGUCAAGCAGGUGGUCGAAGCAGCCAACGCCACCACCUUCAACUGCCACGUGAACCACACCAACCAGACGCAGAUCCUGGUGCCGAGCUUCGACUCGCGCCUCUACAUGCUCUGCUUCCUGCCCGCCAUCAUCCUGCUGGUGUUCACCCCAGACCUCAAGUACCUGGCUCCGCUCUCUCUGGUGGCCAACCUUGUCAUGACGGCUAGCCUGAUCCUCAUCUACUUCUACUCGCUGACGAACAUCACCUAUCCCAUCAACCUGCCGCUGGUGGGCCAGCUCAAAGACUACCCUCUGUUCUUUGGGACGGCCGUCUUCGCCUUCGAAGGGAUCGGAGUGGUUCUUCCUCUGGAGAACAAGAUGCAGAGGCCUCAGACUUUCAUCCCUGUCCUGUAUUUGGGGAUGGGCAUCAUCACCUUCCUCUACAUCAGCCUCGGUACCAUCGGAUAUAUGUGCUUUGGAGGCGACAUAGGAGGGAGCAUCACUCUCAACCUGCCAAACUGCUGGACAUACCAGGCGGUGAAGCUGCUCUACUGUUUUGGUAUUUUCAUCACCUUCGCCCUGCAGUUCUACGUCCCAGCAGAGAUCCUCAUACCGCCGGUCGUGGCUCGCGUAUCGGAGAGGUGGGAGAAGGCCGUCGACUUGCUGCUCCGCUCCGUCCUGGUCGUCUUCACAUGUGCCAUCGCCAUCCUGGUACCGGAGCUGGACCUCGUCAUCUCGUUGGUGGGCUCGAUCAGCAGCAGUUUCCUGGCGCUGAUCUUUCCUCCGAUUCUCCAGAUUCUAACUUUUCACACGGAGGGCCUGUCGCCGCUUGUGACCAUCAAGAACAUCAUCAUCAGCCUCAUCGGGUUUAUCGGGUUCGUUACGGGAACGUACAUCGCCAUCCAGGAGAUCAUCGAGCGGAACAUAAAGCAUGUGGAGGACUCCACGUACCUGGUCCAGUGAUGACGUGACUGUUGGCAGGUGGACGAAACACACCCACGCCAUGUAGGAACCAUAUUAGGGCACAUUUUUAUUUAAAUUUUCUGUCCUACGAUUUGCUGCUGUUGACGUGGCGGCCGUUUUUAGCAUUAAUCUGUCACAUGUAGACGCAGUACGGAUACGUUGUGCUUGGUGUUACUCAUAUUUCAUCAAGUCCAGAAAUUUAGUGCAAUUGAAUGAUAAUUAAUAUAAUUAUGAUGAAACCGAAAUCAUUCCUUCAUGUAGGAGCUACCCUUAAACGAUGUUGUGAGAUUAGAGUGAUUUUAGAGGUAAUGAAUUUAUUGAUGUUUAAUCAAACUACCUCACAAACUGGUAUCCAUUUGUUCUGUCCAAACAUUUUAACGUCCGCAUUAGACGCUGUUGCUGAGAUCAUGUGGACUUGUUACCCAGACAGCUUCUCAUUUAGAGCUUUUAGAGAUUCACCUCCCACCACCUCAUCAGAGAAACAAAUCAACUUUUUUUUUUGCUGCACUUUGAUUUAUGCCUUAUGUAACGCCGCAUCACUUUGACAUACACAACACAUCACAUAAACUUUAAAUAAGUAACUGUAAGUAAUUAAGUAACUGUAACACAUUUAUAGCAGAUAAAAGAUUUUUAACCAAACAAUAAAAAUAAAGGGUCGAGUUACUGAAACUGUUCUGAACUGAAAACUAAGACCUCAUUACAGAGAUUUCCAAAGUCAGAAAUCCUAUUUUAUCUCAGUUCAGGAUGCCAUUUGGGAUUAUUUUGUAUUCAGGAACAUGUUUUCUAAAAAUGAACACAACAUCUCAAGAGCACCAUGUGGGAAUUUCUUCAGAUUUUGGCACAAACAUCCACUCCGACUCAACAAUAAACAGUCACAUUGUCGUGAGCGUGAUAUCUCAUGAACAGCUUGAAGGAGUUUCUUCAAAAUUUUGCACAUACGUCCACUUGGAUUCAAAAUUGAACAUAUUAGAUUUUGGUGUUAGAAGGUCAAGGUCAACAUUUACUUGGACUCAAGGAUGAACUUAUUAGAUUCUGGUGGUCAUAGGUCAAAGAUCAAGGUCAUUUUGUCCUUGUCUGCCUGACUCUCAUGAUCACAAUAUCUCAAUAACACCCUUUAGUAAUUUUUUAUUUUCAAAUUUGGCACAAACGUCCUCCUGGUGCAAUCUGUUCUGUGCAGCUUGACGCAACUGCUGUCCACCUUUGGCGAAAAUGGACUCAGAGCGUUUUUUCCACUGAGCCGAGCGUGGAGCUGCAUCUGCAGACACGCUCUUAGGUGCGCCCGGUGGAAACACGAGCAUUGUCUACAACAUCUGCAAUCAUGGACCCGAUGGAAUUUAGUAUUUAGCUGAAGGAUACAUGUGUAACUACAUCAGGUUUUCAAAAUGCGGUAAAGAAGACUGGCUCUCACAAGACCAGCCCACCGGGAAAACUUCAAGACCCACAAAAUGGAACAUCCGUCUUUUUUUUGUCCGUGACAGAAAGCUGCAAACCUGUGUCAAGACUUCACCUUCCGGUGCAUUCUUAUCAGAAAUACAGGCAGUCUAAUGCCAAUUGAAUAAUUAAAUUUCCGAUUUCUUUAGAUAAAAUUGGAAGCUUGACAAAGGAUAAAACACAAAUUUAGGAAUUGCGUCUGUAAAAGGAAGAUUUUUUAAAAUUAGGACGGGAUGAGCACUUUGUAUAAUUUUCUGUAAUGAGGCCUUAGUCCAAAAUACAGUAAACACCCUGGAUUCUGUGGGAAUUGUGCUUUUUCAGCUUUGCUCAUCAAAUCCUGACAAAUACAGCCAAAGAAAAACGCAGAUCAUAAAGUCCAAACUUUCAGCUGAAGAUCCUGAAAACCCAAAUAUUCAGGAAAAAUGCUCCUUUUAUUUUUUAUUAUUUUGGUUUAUGCAACUCUUUUAAAAAAGAAAAAGAAUCGAAAUGAUGUAAUGCUGGAACAUCUGGAUCAAUGAAACUCAAAGGGAAAACAUACAAAAUUUAACUUGUUUAUAAUGAGAUGAAAAACAUUUACAUUUUAAUUUAUGGUGUAGUUUUUUACUGUUUCUUGGUUGCUAACAAGAAACCAGGAUUUGAUGAGACUAGAGAUUGAUGAGCACAAUGAAAAUCAGUAAAAAAAGAAACACAUUUACUAAACUAAACGCAGAAAAAAAAAUAUCAGACUUUAGAAACUAAGUUGUUCUCUGUUUAUGUAGGAGCUAUUCUGUGCAACACUUUUUUUCUCAACUUUAAAACUUGUUUUUGUCGAUCUGAUAUUUUUUUAUGUGUUUUUAUGUAUUUACUAAAUUAAUGGUUGGGUACUUUUGAAUAGUUUUUUUUAUUUAGACUUAGACCUAACUUUGGUUUAAUUACAGAGAGGCUCUCCAUGUAAUAUAAUGUAAAAUGUAUGUAAUAUAAAACACGUUUUAAUGAGGAGCUGUAGGUAUUAUAUGAGAAGUCAUCCGUCUGUUUUAGCGAGCAGACAGGCCAACACGUUCGCUCUGAAGCUUCUGUCCUGUCGUUUGUCUUCAGUGUUUCUGUGGCAGUAUAAAGACGGCGUGUUAUUUUA